CCUUUAUUUAUUGUAUUCAUUUGACUUAGGAGUGCUUUGAACGGUGUUUGUCUCUGAAAGUCCUUGUUUCGUUAAUGGCGCAUGCACUUGAGGACGAGCUUUCCCUUGUGUUUACGCGUUCCUCUCUGCAUUUCCAUCUUUGGUAUCAACAUGACAUGAAAGCAUAACCGACUUGUGUCUUGAAGUGAUCUCUUGGCCCACAUCCAGCACUCUGGUCUGGACAGAUUUUUUGUAUUCUUUCUUUACUUCGCCCAGGAAAAGUGACCGCAAAUCCUCGUCAACGCUCAAGGAUUGAUCGACCACGACGUCUUGACAUACUGUAAGCCAAUUAGGUAGUUUCUCUUCUCAUCUCCGAAACCAUGGCAAACUUCUCGCAACUACGUCGACGACAAUCGUCUCGGGAGAUCCUCUUCCGUCAUCAAUUGCAUGAUGAUCUAGAAGGGCGGGCUCGCCAUCACUCUGUCUCUGGCCGGCCAACCCCUCAAUUUCAGAGGCAGCUCUCGGAAACACCGGAGCAUGAUGAAUUGGCCUCGCUCAUGUGGGAAAUGCGACCUCGAUAUGCAACCAGUGCUGGCGAGCUCAAGAGGAAGCAUAAGCGAGACCGCUUGCGACGAGAGAGCGGACAGAGGCAUGAAUCUGGGGACAAGAAUGAGAGUGGUCCAUUGCCAGUUCCGAAGAAAACUCACCUCGACACCAUAAAGGAUGAAGUCGAACCACCUAGUCGAGUGAGUUCCACCCACUCAUUUGUCCAGCCGCCCGAUCCAGAAGGUGGAGAGACACGUGAAGCGUGGGAUUCCAAGAUCACCUUCAUUCUAGCCACCAUUGGAUAUGCAGUGGGUUUGGGGAAUGUCUGGCGGUUUCCAUAUUUGGCUCAGAAGAAUGGCGGUGGUGCGUUCCUGAUCCCCUAUUGGAUCAUGCUAUUCGCUGAGGGAUUGCCCAUUUUCCUCCUGGAACUGGCCAUAGGACAACGAUUGCGAAAAGGUUCAAUUGGAGUGUGGAAGCAAAUGUCCCCUUAUUUGGGAGGAAUUGGAAUCGCCUCUGGUGUCGUCUCGUUCAAUGUUGCCUUGUAUUAUAACACCAUCAUCGCUUGGUGUCUCAACUAUUUCGUUCGCAGCUUUCAAUUUCCUCUUCCAUGGAGUAUUUGUCCUCCCCUCAAUAGUUCAUUCACCGAGGAAACGGCCGCAAAUUCCUCGAAUUUCAUUCCAGUGGAAGAAUGCGGGUUGAGUAGCCCGACCCAAUACUUCUGGUACCGCGAAACCUUGAACAUAUCCGACGACAUUGAGAAUCCAAACAACUUCAAUUGGAUCAUUUGCUUGUGUUUGUUGGCUUCGUGGGUCUUGGUUUAUCUCUGCAUGGUGAAGGGAAUCACUGAAAACCCCAGUGUGAUUUAUGUGACUGCCAUUUAUCCCUACGUUGUCCUCAUCAUCUUCUUUGUUCGUGGAUUGACUUUGGAAGGAAUGGAAGAUGGAGUCCUGCACUUCUUCACGCCAAGGUGGGAACGUUUGGCUGACCCGUUGGUUUGGCUUGAGGCAGGGACACAGAUCUUCUUCUCCCUGGGUCUCGCUUUCGGGGGUUUGAUUGCUUAUUCAUCCUACAACCCUGUCAAUAACAAUUGUACACGCGAUGCCCUACUCGUGGCUUUCACCAACUGCUGCACCUCCAUGUUUGCUGGUGUUGUCAUUUUCUCUAUCAUGGGUUUCAAAGCCAAUGUUGUCCACAAGGAAUGUUUGGCUCUCCAAAACACGACCCUUCUUAACUACUUCCAAACCACCGACAUCGUUGUUCCCGAAGAUGGAUUUGUUCUCUACACCACUCCUGAGGGAGAACUCCUGAACAAGUCUGUUCCUUUCUGCAGCUUAGCGAAAGAACUUGACAAUUCUGCCAGUGGCACUGGGUUGGCUUUCAUUCUCUUCACUGAGGCCGUGAACCAAUUCCCCUUUGGCAACUUGUGGGCAAUCAUGUUUUUCCUCAUGUUGUUCACUUUGGGUCUGGACUCUCAAUUUGGAACCCUCCAAGGUGUCAUCCAAUGUGUAAUCGAUUUGAAACUAAUGCCCAAUGUUCGGAAAGAGGUCUUGACAGGGGUCAUUUGUGGUGCUUGUCUGGUUAUAUCAAUGGUAUUCUCACAUGGGUCUGGAAACUACAUCUUCACUCUUUUCGAUAACUUCGCCGGUUCCAUCCCGUUACUUGUUAUUGCUCUAAUGGAGUGCAUUGCAGUGGCGUAUGUGUAUGGGAUAAAGAGAUUCUGCGAUGACAUUGAGCUCAUGACUGGAAACCGUCCCAAUUUGUAUUGGAUGAUUUGUUGGAAGUACGUCUCUCCAAUUGCAAUGAGCCUCAUUCUCGUAGCCUCAUUGCUUGAUAUGGCCAUCAAUGGCUCCGGUUACGAAGCAUGGGACAGCGUUUCGGGCCUUAAAACCAUGAAAUCGUGGCCCUUGUGGGCCCAGGGAAUGGCUCUUUUCUUGAUCUCUCUCUCGAUCCUCUGGAUUCCAAUAGUGGCUUUGCUAAAGUAUUGCGGAAUUACUUUAUUGAAACCCGAGCCCGCUGGUUGGUUUCCCGGUGAAGAGCUGAAAAGUUUCUACCAAAUUGAAGACUAUAAGCCCACGAAAGUGGAGAAAACUCUUUUCGGAAUGCGUGACGAUGGAUCCGAGGGAUUGUGCUUUCCCACCAUGCCCCAAGACCACGUGGCCCCCCCUACUCGACCCACGAUCAAGACUGGAGGAGACGACGAAGAAAAUAUCAUGUGAAUCAAUCAAUUCUAGACCCUGAAUGCGGAACAAGAAUGAGAAUAUACCAGAAUACAUCAUCUACAGUACUUAGUAGAACGGUGAAAACCAUGAACCUAACCAACGCGCAGUCUAAAUAGUCUACUUAAAAAGAAUCCCCUUUACUACUGUACAAAGUGUUUCCAACACUGUUAAUGUCCUUUUAAACUUUAGUUUUAUCAUGAUAACUUUUUGGAGAUGAAUAAUAAAAGACAUUUUGAACCCAA
This is a messenger RNA of Tigriopus californicus, 2986 nucleotides long. RefSeq names its product sodium-dependent neutral amino acid transporter B(0)AT3-like. The record is from RefSeq and is a predicted model, not a curated record. Lineage: Eukaryota; Metazoa; Arthropoda; Copepoda; Harpacticoida; Harpacticidae. Gene Ontology annotation, biological process: sodium ion transmembrane transport. Gene Ontology annotation, cellular component: plasma membrane.